UCCAGGGAGUCAUACUUGGGUUAGUCCAGAUUGAUUUUUUAUCUCAUCACUCUGCUUUGGAAAUGGAUAUGGUUUAAAGGGAGUCCAGGAGAUAACUUACAUUUUCGGUUGACUCAAUGACUCCCAUGAACCAGAUUGUUCAGAUGUUUCCUGAUUGUCAGUUGUACAUUGUGGAAGAAGUGCAGAGGAAAUGACAGUCAUAACAUAGUACGUUCUAUCUUUUUAUGUGAACAUUGUUUAGAUCAAGGAAGUUGAUUGACAGUGAGGAUGAUCUCCACUGAUGUGAGUGGGAAUGAUGGUAGAGUUGAGGAAUCUACUCAUUCUAAUCCUUCUUCUAUGCACAUUUCUUCAUCCCAAAGAGGACUGGUUACUGAUGAAGAUCCUCAAAAGCGGUUCCAAGGCAGUUCUCUCUCUGUCCCGAAGAGACUUCAAUUCCUUAACUUCGGAAAUUUGUCUUCUCCUUCUGCCAAGUUUCAGCAGAUUGCUGAGGAGAAAGAUGAGAUUUCUCGUUCCGUCCCAUCUUCAGGAAGCGUCCGUCUCCGUGAACGUUUAAGUCGCCUCUUUUCUAGGAAAAUUGAUUGGGCGUCUCUCAAUAAAAUCACUAAGGAGUGGAUAAGGGAUCCGUUAAACAUGGCGCUUCUUGUUUGGGUAGCAUGUGUCGCCGUCUCAGGGGCGAUCCUCUUCCUGGUGAUGACAGGGAUGUUGAACCGGGCCAUCCCGAAAAAAUCCCAAAGGGAUGUUUGGUACGAAGUGAACAACCAAAUCCUCAAUGCGCUUUUCACUCUCAUGUGUCUCUAUGUGCACCCGAAACGGUUGUACCACUUUGUGCUUUUGGUACGGUGGAGGCCUGAGGAUGUUUCCAGGCUCCGAAAGGCGUAUUGCAAGGAUGGGACCUACAAGCCCAACGAAUGGACCCACAUGAUGGUUGUUGUUUUGUUGCUUAAUCUCAACUGUUUUGCCCAAUACGCUCUUUGUGGGCUUAACUUGGGUUACAAGAGAUCUCAACGGCCUGCUGUGGGUGUGGGCCUGUGUAUCUCUAUUGCCAUUGGCGCACCCGCAAUUGCCGGGAUUUACUCCAUGCUUAGUCCACUUGGGAAAGACUACACUCAUGGUCAGACACCCGAGAUGGACGAAGAAGCUCAACUCCAACCGAAGGGGAAAUUAAGGAAAGAGUCUUUGGAGAAAAGGUUCUCUUUUGCGUCGCGCGAUGGGAGGGAUGUAGAGACUAACCCACAGUGGAGUGGGGGUAUUUUGGAUUUCUGGAAUGACAUUUCUACGGCGUACCUCUCGUUGUUCUGUACUUUCUGUGUGUUUGGAUGGAAUAUGGAAAGGAUGGGCUUAGGGAACAUGUACGUACACAUUGCAACAUUUCUUCUGUUUUGUAUGGCCCCAUUUUGGAUUUUCAAUCUAGCUGUCGUUAACAUCGAUAAUGACUCGGUCAGAGGGGCACUGGGAGUGACGGGCAUAUUCCUAUGCUUGUUUGGUUUGCUGUAUGGUGGGUUUUGGAGGAUUCAAAUGAGGAGGAGAUACAAUUUGCCGUCUUAUAAUUUCCCGUGUGGAAAAUGUAAAUCGUCUGUGGCUGAUUGCGCACUGUGGAUGUUCUGUUGUUGGUGUUCUUUGGCUCAGGAGGUUAGGACUGGGAAUUCAUAUGAUAUCGUGGAGGAUAAGUUCUACAGGAAACAACCCAAUAAUGGUCCUAUUUCUCCUUUGCCCCGAGAAGAUGGGGUGUUUAAGUCGAGUCCAAGUUCUUCCACACCGAACGGGCCCGUUCAUGUCCAACUGAUGAUGAGUACCACGCCAAGCCCAAGUAGAUUCUCAUUAGAGCGUGAUGGCCCAGAUGCAUCUAAUGUGGGAGGUAAGAGUGAUCCUAUGACACCGCCUCCUCCGGUAGUCAUACAAAGAGAAGAUGUAUAAUGCAAUUGUUUUGAGGUUACACUUGGAUAUUCGGGAGAUUCGUCCGACACCAGAAGUCUAGUCAGGGUUAAGUAGAGAGUUUUCUUGGAUUGUGAGAUGUAUGUAUAUUAGCCUUUUUGUAUUCAUACUGUCGUAGUAUUCUUCUUUUUCCUUUUGAAUGUUUUGUUAUUAUGUAUAAAAAAUAUAUAACUGCUUCUCAUCCGUAGGUUUGUUGUUUUCAUUUAGUGUGUGUAAAGGUAUCAAUUAUCAUGUGAGAUUUGUGUGUGGGAGAUGUUACUUUGUUGGAUCGCUGAGGGAUUUCAGACUUGCAGUGUUAUUUGGUUCUCCAUUCUCUAUUUCAUUUUCUACAUCUAAAGAUAAUGUCUUUAUGAGCA
Cuscuta europaea is the source of this 2288-nucleotide messenger RNA. The record is from the annotation of a GenBank genome assembly. NCBI's taxonomy places the organism in Eukaryota, Viridiplantae, Streptophyta, Magnoliopsida, Solanales, Convolvulaceae.